CUCGAGAAGUUUGUACUAUUUGUGGCAAAUUUUUUUCUGUUCUGUCGAUUUUUAAACUGAAUUCGUUCAUGAACCGUUUUCCGAGACACUUCGCUCCUGGAGCCACCAGGGGUUUUGCUUUGCAGAGUGGAAAGGAACCCCAUCUGCAAAACCUGAAAAUCGAAGGGGUUAACGAUAUCAUAGCAGUUGCUUCUGGCAAGGGUGGCGUUGGAAAAUCCACUACCGCUGUGAAUUUGGCGGUUUCAAUCGCCAAGAAGUGUCAGCUUAAAAUUGGGCUGCUGGAUGCUGAUGUAUAUGGACCAUCAAUUCCUAUAAUGAUGAAACUGCAUGGAAAGCCUGAAGUGAGUGCAGGUGGUUGUUUAAUUGCCUUGCAAUCCUAUGAUCCCACCCCAUAUUUUCAAUUUUAGACUAUUUGACUAUGUGUAUCAGUCUUAUAAAGCUAUAUGUGUUCAAAGAGGUAACAAUGGAACUAAAACUCGAGAAAUUUGUUGUACAAUUACAUCUCAAGUAAUAUCCACAAGUAUGUAGGAGUAUUUUCGUGUAACUGAAAUAUGCAGCAAAUGAAGUCCAUUGGUUUAGCUAAUCCAUUGGAUCAUGAAUUUAAAUAUUUUGAACUUUUCUGGGAUACUCGAAACAUAAAUUCCAUCAAUAUCCCCGUUUAUCUGCAUAUUUUACCUUUUCACUUUACACAGUGUGAUUCAGUUUAAUCUUUUUCUUCGCGCAUG
This is a messenger RNA of Olea europaea var. sylvestris, 725 nucleotides long. Its product is annotated as iron-sulfur protein NUBPL-like. Gene Ontology annotation, biological process: mitochondrial respiratory chain complex I assembly; iron-sulfur cluster assembly. The record is from RefSeq and is a predicted model, not a curated record. Gene Ontology annotation, molecular function: ATP binding; 4 iron, 4 sulfur cluster binding. Gene Ontology annotation, cellular component: mitochondrion. Lineage: Eukaryota; Viridiplantae; Streptophyta; Magnoliopsida; Lamiales; Oleaceae. The transcript has 3 exons. Bases 69 to 407 code for a protein of 112 amino acids.